Pimephales promelas (fathead minnow) is the source of this 2505-nucleotide messenger RNA. RefSeq lists its product as uncharacterized. The record is from RefSeq and is a predicted model, not a curated record. Lineage: Eukaryota; Metazoa; Chordata; Actinopteri; Cypriniformes; Leuciscidae.
AUUCUCUGUGUUUGUGAAAAAUUUUCAAAGCCUGUUGAAAUCGGUAUAAAUAUUUGUGUAAUACUACAAAAUAUACCUGAUGUUACAGUUACUGCACUUGCGCACCGUUUUGAACUUGAACGUGCCCCAGGUGUUCUCUGCCAUGGCAACCGCAGUCACCUGAGGACGUGCCCCUCCCUAACGUCACAUGGUCUUUUUAUGAUACUUUCACACAAGUAUAACUUCUUUGAGAAUAUCCACUGCACUCAUCCUAGAACCGCCCCUAAAUUGUACCUACAAAUCGAGUCACGACCUUUUUUUGCUUUUACUUUUUAUUAAUUUUACGGGAGAGAAGAUACUUUCAGUAACAGAUUUGGCAAAUCAAAUAAAUCCAUCAGCAGUCGGCAGAGAGUCUUCUGUUGAGCGUCGAGUUUUCAUUGAUUUUAUCUGUCAUCGGAACGACUGACAGCGACACAGCGGAACUGCACUGACCAUCUUCAUAAACUCAGAUUUUACUGAUCUACACAGCAAUAUGAAGACCGUGUUGUUGUUCUUUGUGUUCUAUGUGCCCAUGGACGGUGUGUUUGGUGAGUCAGUGUCAGUGAUGGAGGGAGAUUCGGUCACUUUACACACUGAUCUUCCAGAAAUACAGAGAGAUGAUGUGUUGGAGUGGAGGUUUAGAGCUGAAGGCUUCCGCAUUGCUCAAAUCAACAGAGGAGCCAAUACGAGCAAUAUAUAUGAUGACGUUCCUGAUGUGAGUUUCAGAGACAGACUGAAACUGGACAAUCAAACUGGAGAUCUCACCAUCACAAACAUCAGAACUGAAGAUGCUGGACGUUAUGAAGCAACCAGCACCAAAUAUACUUUAAACAAGGUUUUCAUUGUCACUGUGUCAGCUAAUCCAGUGUCAGUGCUGGUGGGAGAUUCAGUGACUCUACACACUGGUGUUCCUGAACCACAGAGAUAUGAUGUGAUUCAGUGGAGGUUUGGACAUCUAAACUCUCCUAUUGCUGAAAUCCAUAGAAAGACUAGAAAUUACUUUACAUCUAAAACUGAUGGGAGAUUCAGAGACAGACUGAAGUUGGACUAUUGGAGUGGAUCUCUGACCAUUACGAACACUGAAAACAAACACUCUGGAGUUUAUGAAGUUGAGAUCAGUGUCAGCAGACACACCAUACACAAGUCAUUCAAUGUGACUGUCAUUGGUGAAAUGAGGACCGUGUCAGUGGUGAAGGGAUUUUCAGUCUCAUUACAGGCUGGUCUUACUGAAAUACAGACAGGUGAUUUCAUAACGUGGAUGUUUGGAGACAUUGUCCUAGCUGAAAUGUAUAAAAACCAGUCCUCGGUGGGCCAACUAUUCUAUACAUAUGAUGGUGCUGAGGAAAGAUUCAGAGACAGACUGAAGCUUAAUAACCAGACUGGAUCUCUCACUAUAACGCAAUGCCAAACCUCAAACUCUGGACUCUAUGAACUGAAGAUCAACCGACAUGCCAAAUACCUGAGAUUCACUGUUACUGUCAGCGUAUCAGGUCUGUCUUCAGGUGAAAUAGUGGGGAUCUUUGCCCUGCUGUUUGUAGUUGUAACUGCUGUUGGGACUGCUGUUUACCACUGCCGCAAGAACUCUAAACUGAAACAUCCAGUGAAGUCAGUGUCAGUGAUGGUGGGAGAUUCAGUCACUCUAAACACUGAUACUGAACUACUGACAGAUGAUCAGAUCAUGUUGAUAUUUGGAGAUGAAAACUCUCCUAUAGCUGAAAUCAAAAGAGGAGAUAUCUUUACCUAUAAUGUUAUUGAUGAGAGAUUCAGUGACAGACUGCAGCUGGAUCAUCAGACUGGAUCUCUGACCAUCAUGAACAUCAGAAACACAGACUCUGGAGAAUAUACACUAAAGACCAGAAGUGGAAAUAACACAUUAAAGAGAUUCAGUGUUUCUGUCUUUGAUGAAAUAAAGUCAGUGUCAGUAAUAGAGGGAGAACCCGUCACACUGAACACUGAUGUUGAACUACAGACAAAUGAUGAGAUCCUGUGGAUGUUUGGAGACAAAGACAUCGGACAUUUGGCUAAAACCAAAGGAGGGACCAGAGGGACCACUACAAGUCAUGGUCCUGAUGGACAGUUCGGAGACAGUCUGAAGCUGGAUCAUCAGACUGGAUCUCUGACCAUCACAGACAUUGCAGACGCAUACUCUGGAGAAUAUAAACUACAGAUCAUCAGAAGUAGAAAAAAGUCAUUCAAGUUAUUCAAGGUUUCCGUUUCUGGUCCCACUGCACUCGGAAGUAUUUCAGAGAAAAGUCGUUUAUUGCCGUCAAAGAACCAAGAGCAACUAAAUCUGACUGUGUUAUCGCCUCCCAUCAGCAGUGCCUCUGCCAAAAAACUGCUCUUGAGCACACCAACAGUCUUUUGACUACCAAGUUUAUAGAUGUAUGUUACUGUAUAUUGUUUGUUAUAAAGUUAGGUUUUAGGGGAAUUUUUCACUGUCAGUAUUGUUUUACAUUUGAGUUUCUUUUUUAAUUUUUUUAAUUUUAA